GCAGAAGCGGAAGUUUAGAAGUGAGGAAGCAGCAGCAGCAGGAAGUAUCUGCCUCGCAAAUCGUGACAGUAAAGUUUGUGUCCUGUGAAAAAUGGCUAAAAACACGGACUCGGCCCGCUUCAGGAAAGUGGACGUCGACGAGUACGACGAGAACAAGUUUGUGGACGAAGAGGAGGGAGGGGAGAACCAGAGCGGUCCGGACGAGGCUGAAGUGGACUCUCUGCUCAGACAGGGGAACAUGAACGCCGCUCUCCUCGCCGUGCUCAAGAAUCCCCCCAUCAACACUAAGAACCAGAACACCAAGGAGCGGGCGGAGCUGCUGGUGGUGCGGGUGCUGAGCAGCUUUAAGAGCGGUGACAUUGAGAAGGCUGUGGGCUCUCUGGACAAAGCCGGAGUGGACCUGCUGAUGAAGUACAUCUACAGAGGCUUCGAGAAACCUUCUGACAACAGCAGCGCCGUGCUGCUGCAGUGGCAUGAAAAGGCUCUUGCAGUCGGAGGAGUGGGAUCUAUAGUCCGAGUCCUGACUGCCAGAAAGACCGUGUGAUGGUAUCAGAGCCCACCUGCUACCAGAUGUGACACCGACACUCGAUCAUGAGAGCUGAGCGCAAGGACUGUUCUUCUUCUUCUGUUUUUUUAUUUUUAUACUGAAGCUAAGUGUCUUUCCUCUUUUUAUUUUUGCUCUCACACACCAAGCUGUGGGAUUUACAGUAAAGGACCUGGCAGUCAGGGAGGGAGGUGCUGGCACCUCACACUGACUCUGUCUGCCAGCCUCGCAGAGAGGGCAGACGCUUCACGCCUUCACAACUUUCUCUCUCCAGAGCAGCUGUGACACCUCUGCUGGCUCCUGUAACACCUCCUCAUCCUCAGAAGCCUCUGAGGGGUCCAGGUUUUAGGAUAUGGAAAAGCCGACUUCCAGAUGGAGACUGCAUGCUGGGAUUGGAGUUGUUUUCCUGAUCAUUUCUUCUUUGAGACCAUCUUUAUCGUCUUUAUGUUUUCUACUUGCAUCAUGUUAUGUGGGGCCUGCUUCUUUUUGUUUUUUUAUAUCAAAAAAAUAAAGUGCUGUAUCUGAAAAUGGA
Molecule: messenger RNA, 1076 nt
Organism: Labrus mixtus (cuckoo wrasse)
Lineage: Eukaryota; Metazoa; Chordata; Actinopteri; Labriformes; Labridae
Product: actin-related protein 2/3 complex subunit 5-like
Exons: 4
Coding region: 92-544 (150 amino acids)
Biological process (GO): Arp2/3 complex-mediated actin nucleation; cell migration; regulation of actin filament polymerization
Cellular component (GO): actin cytoskeleton; cytoplasm; Arp2/3 protein complex
Molecular function (GO): actin filament binding
Source: RefSeq, a predicted model, not a curated record